Sarcophilus harrisii (Tasmanian devil) is the source of this 1513-nucleotide messenger RNA. It is a transcript of the gene GAS2, whose product is annotated as growth arrest specific 2. Gene Ontology annotation, molecular function: actin filament binding; microtubule binding; cytoskeletal adaptor activity. Lineage: Eukaryota; Metazoa; Chordata; Mammalia; Dasyuromorphia; Dasyuridae. Gene Ontology annotation, cellular component: actin filament. The transcript has 8 exons. Bases 231 to 1178 code for a protein of 315 amino acids. Gene Ontology annotation, biological process: actin crosslink formation. The record is from RefSeq and is a predicted model, not a curated record.
ACCAAGCCGAGCGCCCAGAGAAGUAUGAAGAGAGAUUCUGCGCCUGCUGGAAUCAGAGCUGCUGCUGCUGGUGGUGGGGUAAGGAGAGACCUGCGGGACGGACUUCCAGAGGAGGCGAUCUCAGACCCCCGGAGCGGGGCACGAUAGAGCCAGGCUGCCUUCCACGAGCAGAAGCAGCAGCAGCAGCAGCGAGCACAGCUCAGAGACGCUGGGGUAUUGCUACCAGAUAAAUGAUGUGUACAGCCCUAAGCCCAAAGGUACGAAGCGGCCCGGGACUCUCAGAUAUGCAUCAGUACAGUCAGUGGCUGGCCAGCAGACAUGAAGCUAAUUUGUUGCCGAUGAAAGAAGAUCUUGCCUUGUGGUUGACAAACCUAUUAGGUAAUGAGAUAACAGCAGAAACAUUUAUGGAGAAAUUGGAUAAUGGUGCCUUGCUCUGUCAGCUUGCAGAAACCGUACAAGAGAAAUUCAAAGACAAUACUGAUGUUAAUAAGCCCGUUAAGUGCCUGCCGGUGAGGAAGAUUCCAUGCAAAGCCAGCGCGCCUUCAGGAUCCUUUUUUGCCCGAGACAACACAGCCAAUUUCUUAUCCUGGUGCCGAGAUGUAGGGGUGGAUGAAACAUGCCUCUUUGAAUCAGAAGGUUUGGUUCUCCACAAGCAGCCUAGAGAAGUGUGCCUUUGUUUGCUAGAGCUGGGCCGGAUUGCAGCCAGGUAUGGUGUGGAGCCUCCAGGUUUAAUAAAGCUGGAAAAAGAGAUUGAACAGGAAGAAACACUUUCAGCCCCUUCUCCUUCCCCUUCUCCUUCCUCAACAAAAUCUUCUGGAAAAAAGAGCACAGGAAACUUAUUGGAUGAUGCUGUGAAACAUAUUUCAGAAGAUCCCCCUUGCAAAUGCCCAAACAAGUUCUGUGUGGAGCGUCUCUCACAAGGAAGAUACAGAGUUGGAGAAAAGAUCCUUUUCAUUAGGAUGCUGCACAACAAGCAUGUCAUGGUCCGUGUGGGAGGAGGAUGGGAAACUUUUGCUGGUUAUUUGCUGAAACACGACCCUUGCCGCAUGCUCCAGAUCUCUCGUGUGGAUGGCAAGACCUCCCCCAUCCAAAGCAAAUCACCAACCCUUAAGGACAUGAAUCCAGAUAAUUACCUGGUGGUCUCUGCCCAUUACAAGGCCAAGAAGGAGAUUAAAUGAAGCUAGCUGGUCACUACAAGGGGACUUUCAGAGAGGCCCACAUCACUUACUUCUCCAGUGUAGUCAGAGUAGUCUGUGUGCCUUGAAAGGACUUCGGGAAAUUGAACAAACCCAGACAGACAAUGGCAUUAUGCUUGAAGGAUUGUUAAAAUUGUAGCACUAUUUAUUUCUAAAGCUUUUGUAGAAAAUGACCUCUUAGGUGGAAUGCUAAUAUCAAAUAUAGUAGCCAAGUUUUAGAUGAAUCAUUACUCCUCCAUAUGUGAACAUUAUGUUUAGAAAGUCUUAAGAGACCUGGUUCUAGGUAAUUACAGAACCUUGUUAAGAGGAAAAAAAAA